Messenger RNA from Rotaria sp. Silwood2, 1173 nucleotides. Lineage: Eukaryota; Metazoa; Rotifera; Eurotatoria; Philodinida; Philodinidae. The record is from the annotation of a GenBank genome assembly.
AUGUAUGGUCUUCUGUUACAAUCAGCUAUUGAAAUAAUACGAGCAAAAUAUGGACAAGAAACAUGGGAGCAAAUUAAAGCAACGCUUCGUCUUGAUCUUAAUUCAGUUGCAGCAUUUCAACAAUAUGGAGAAACAUUAUUCGUACGAAUUACAAAACUUUUAAGUGAAAUUCGAAAUGAACCAAUUAGUGAUCUUAUGAAUAUAUUUGGUACAGAAUUUGUUUCCUAUAUUUCAAAUUAUGGUUAUGAUCGUGUAUUAAGAAUUCUUGGACAUAAUAUGCGAGAUUUUCUUAAUGGUUUGGAUAAUUUACAUGAAUAUAUGCGUUAUACAUAUCCACGAAUGAGACCACCAUCAUUUUAUGUUGAAAAAGAAACUGCUCAUGGUCUAACACUUCAUUAUCGUAGUCGACGACGAGGAUUUGUUCAUUAUGUUGUUGGACAAAUAACUGAGGUUGGUCGUCGAUUUUAUGAUACAAAUGUUCAAAUUGAUAUUGUUAGCGAACGAGAAGAAUUUGAUAUAACACAUGUUGUAUUUGAACUUAAAUUUGAAAAUACAGCAUAUGUUCAACAAGCAACAACAGAUAAAGAUUCCAAUGAACUUGAUUUAGCAGUAGAUUGUUAUAUUUUUUUUGAAUUAUUUCCAUUUCAUAUGGUUAUAUCAGAAUCAUUAGAAAUUGUAUCAGCUGGAGAUUCUUUAACACAAUUAUUUCCAAAUAUUGUUGGUGAACUUAUUCGUGACAUAUUUAAUCUUGUUCGACCUAUUAUAACAUUAAAUUGGUCACAAAUUGUAUUACAUUCAAAUAAUGUUUUUGAAUUUUCAACUAUUGAACCAUUACGUAAACAAUCGAAUGAAAGUGAUUUAGAAAUAAAUGAUGCAAGACAUCAAAAUGAUUCUGAAAUACUUUUAACUAUGACAGUACAUCGAGAUAUACAUGAAGAAUAUUUACGUCUACGUGGUCAGAUGUUAUAUGUACAUGAAUGGAAAGCAAUUAUUUAUUUAGCUACACCAGUUCUUGAAAAUCUCGAUGCUAUGUUUAAUACGGGUCUAUUUAUAAAUGAUCUAUCAAUGCAUGAUUCAAGUCGAGAUUUAGUAUUAGCUGGUACACAACAAAGUGCUGAACUUAAAUUAGCACUUGAUCAAGUAACUAAAAGAAAAAUGAAAUUUUCAAAAUAA